This is a messenger RNA of Acanthoscelides obtectus, 2883 nucleotides long. Lineage: Eukaryota; Metazoa; Arthropoda; Insecta; Coleoptera; Chrysomelidae. The record is from the annotation of a GenBank genome assembly.
AUGAGUUUAUUCCAAUCCAAAUCACUUUUUUCAACAAAAGUUGAUAUUGAACUAAAUAUAUCUUCAGAUAAAGUACCUGCUGUCAAAGACGGAGUACAAAAUCUCUUCUUGAAUGAUAUAGACUUCAUCAAAAAGCUAUUUCGUCUUAGGCUCCUUAUAGCAGCUGCUGCUUUGAUAAGGGAAAGAACUUACAAUAAGGGGGGAGGAAGAUAUAUAGAUCAAGUGCAGGCUUUCAAAUACUUGGGAAUACAAAUACAGAAAGACGAAAUAAUGGAGGAAGAAAUAAAAGAAAGAUUACUAAAAGCAUCGAACCUGUAUCAUAGCAUAAGAACGUCGUUCAUAUCGAAAAAAGAAAUAAGCAGAAAGACCAAAAUGACGGUAUAUAAAACCAUUUUCAGACCUAUCCUGACUUUUGGAAGCGAAAGCUGGAUGUUGAGCAACCGACAAAGAAGCAAAAUGCAAGCAAUAGAUAUGAAAUACUUGGGAGCAGUAAAAGGAGUGACUAGGAGAAACAAAAUUAUGAACAAAAUUAUACGAAGUGAGUUAGGGGUUAGAUCUGUCUUGGAAAAAAUUGAGGAAAACCAGUUGAAAUGGUUUGGGCAUCUAAUCCGCAUGGAAGAAACUAGACCAGUCAAAAGAAUAUGGGAGGCUAGAAUUAUGAAGAAAAGAACUAGAGGGAGACCAAAAAAGACGUGGAAUGACGGAAUUGCAUUGACACUGAAGAACAGAGGACUCAGCUGGACAGAAGCUAAAACCUUCAGCAUAGUUCUAGUGGGAAUUGCAAAUGCUAAUUACGAGUUCAUAUACUGUGAUGUUGGAACCAACGGUCGUGUAUCUGAUCGAGGGGUCAUUGAAAACACGAAAUUUAUGAAGUAUUUGGCAGCAAAUAAACUUAAUUUGCCAGCACCAGAGACAGUUGUACCCGGUGAACCACCAUUGAAUUAUGUGUUUGUAGGAGACGAAGUAUUCGCAAUGCGACACGAUUUUUUAAAACCGUAUAAUCAAAGAGAGCUGGACUAUCCAAAAAAGGUAUUCAACUACCGUUCGAGUAGAGCUAGACGAGUAGUAGAAUAUGCUUUUGAUAUUCUGGCUAAUCGUUUUAGAGUAUUCCAUACAUAUAUUAAUUUAAAAGUUGAUAACAUUGACAAAGUUGUUUUGGCAUGCUGUGCGCUUCACAAUUUUCUACGCAGAAAUUCGGUGAAUUCAUAUACACCUAGUGACGUAUUUGACGUUGAAGAUACGUCUACUGGUGUCAUUACCCAGGGACUGCGAACACAGAAUCACAGUUUGUUAGAUCUUGCAAGCAGUCACAAUAGCCAUCAUGGUACCGAAGCAAAACAUGCCAUGGCUUUCGUCGGCAGUAGUAAGUAUCCUCUGGACUUUCAAUUGGUAGAUACGACCGUAGAAGAGCUGUACGAUGAAAUAGAAAUGAUAGAUAAAGUUCCAAGUGAUCAGGAAUCGAUUAUUUCAGAAGAGUGCGACAACGAAAAUGAUUUCUGUGAAAUACAGCCGAAUGAUAUUAUGAUCAGUACUGAUGAUGACUUCAGCGAUGAUGACGUCCCUCUUUCAAGAUAUUUACAAAAUCCAUAUAAUCAACCACCCAAAGUUUCAUGGUCUUCUCAAAAUUUACGUCUACUAAACCCGGCUCAGCCGUUUACUGAGAAUCAAGGUUUAUGUCUUCAGUUGUUACAAAAGGAAGACCACCUGUUUUCGCCUCACUUCUUUUUUAAUCUGUUUAUAACUGACGAGCUUAUAGAAGAUAUUGUUUUUCAAACAAACCUGUAUGCUGAACAAGAGUUUCAAAAAAAUACCAAAAAAUAUAAUCCUACAAAUACAAAAGAAAUGAAGGUUUUCCUUGGUCUUAAUAUUCUUAUGGGAAUCAAACCACUACCUAGUUAUAGAGACUACUGGAGUGUCGAUGAAGACAUGCACGAUAAUUACAUUUCCCAGUUUAUGCCUGUAAAUAGGUUCGGUUGGUUGCUUAGCCACGUUCACCUCAAUGACAAUAGCGUAAUGCCAAAAAAAGGGGAUGCAGGAUUCGAUAAACUAUAUAAAGUCAGGCCCUUCAUAGAUAAAAUUAAGGAGGAUUUCAAAAAAUAUUAUAAUUGUACAAAAAACAUCGCAAUCCAUGAAUCAAUGAUAACAUUCAAGGGGCGAAGUACGUUGAAGCAAUAUAUGCCGAAAAAGCCGAUAGAACGAGGCUACAAAAUCUGGACUUUGGCUGACGCAAAUGCAUAUUUAUAUGACUUUGAUGUUUAUACCGGCAAAAGCGAUGUCUACGUGGAACAUUCUUUAGGAAAAAAGGUGAUACUUGGACUUACCGAGAAUUUCCAACAAAAAAAUCACUUGCUCUUCUUCGAUAACUUUUUCACCUCGUAUGGGUUAUUGAACAUUCUCAAAGAAAGGGGGAUUCAUGCAUGUGGUACAGUUCAGUUGAACAGAAAACACCUUCCAAAAAUGAUUGAAGAUAAACGUCUGAAGCAAGGUGAAUAUGAUUAUUCGAUAAGUACUGAUGGGAUCAGUUUAAUGAAAUGGAAAGACAAAAGAGCAGUCCAUAUUUUGACCAAUUAUCAUGAUCCAACCGUAAGAAGCACUGUCCAACGAAAACAAAAGGAUGGUACUAAAUCCCCUGUUCCUUGUCCUAUGGUACUGAUGGACUACAAUAGUAACAUGAGCUUUGUGGACCGUUUCGACCAAAUGAAAUCAUCUUAUGAGCUGUUUGGUUCAUCGGAUUUGAUUCAUGAAGACAGUGAUUCACAAUGUAGUCCACGGGCAUCUCAACGGGGAUCUACAUUGGCGAGAAAAAAAUGUGGGUUCCCAAGUUAUAAGGCUCACGAAAAUGUAUUUCGUUUUGAUAGCAAGAAGAAAGCUCAGAAUGUAUAA